CAACUAUUCAACUCAGAGCCCAUAGACACUCGUCAAGUCGCCUCUUUUAGUUUCACUUCUUGAUAUUCGGUCCACGAUUCGAAACGUCCGACCUAGUACAUAUUGACGGGCGCUUGCAGCCAACUUGAACAACAGACAGGCGAGGAGUUACUAGUUAGAAACGACAGGAAUUUGUCCGUCUACAAUUUUUUGUCAACAUCACCCCCCGAGUCGUAUUAGCAACUCGAACUAAGGUCCAAGAUGCAGACAGUUGAUGGUUCAACAGCCAAUCUAGCAGGAGUCAGUCCAUCUGCGUCAUCUGAUUUGGAUAUCAUCGGCACGCUGUGUCGCAUCCUCACCCGUUCACAAGUGAUCAUUUCUGCAGACCUCACAACCCCGCACUCCUGCAGAUCUUAUCUUAUCAGCUACUCUGUCAUCGAGGACGAGGACGACUUUAGUAUCAACACCAUCAUCAGAGAACGCCAGGAGCAGUUGAAUGCAGCCUUGCAGGAGAUCUCAGACUUGGAAAGAGUUAUGGACGGCAUCAAAAACCUCCACCGACAACUCAUCGAAAAGAAGGACGGGAUUACCCAGUCCAUGAAUUUGCACAGGCGACUUGUAUCGGGUAUCUGGCGCUUACCAACCGAAGUCUUAUCCCACAUUUUUGUCCACUGUUUCCCGGAAACCAGUCACAUAUCGCCCCCAUCAAAAACGCUAGCUCCUAUGUUGUUGACCAGAAUAUGCCGACGAUGGAGGGAGAUAGCUGUGGGAAUGCCCAGCUUGUGGCGCAGGCUGCGGUUGUACAGCAACGAAGUCGGUAACAGGCGCUGGGAGUCGAUAGCUUUCUGCUAUGACUUGUGGCUCAAGCGAUCCAGAGGACAUCCGCUUUCGUUAGAAGUCUGGUGCUGCUCUGAUGACUCGAACACUAUAUUACGAGGCCUCAUACAGCCUUACAUCAAUCAAAUUUCGACUCUCUCUAUCCGUUUUUUCCCUCCAACCGACAAACCUGAACUUAUGCUCGAAAAUCUCUCAGCACUUCAGGAGCUGACCAUAUGCGCGUACGAUAGUUUUUUAAUGCCGAAUAUUGCACAGUCUAUAUCGCAAUUACCGUUCACUAUGCGCAGUCUCAAGAUAACGUUUCCGGUGCUCAAACUUCACGACUUUUCUGCUUUCACUCCCCUAAUGGCACGCCUGACAAACAUCGAGGUCGCUCUAGAUCAAAUGAAUACAGUCCCCAACAUACUCCAUCUGUGUCCCAACCUCUCCUCGUUAACAAUUCUUACAGGCGUCAAGCAGAAAAUGCGAGCCAGCAGACCAAUCAUACACACCAAUCUUCGAUCCUUACGCAUCGCUCAUGACAUUUGGAAUACGGAACAUUUAUCCCACCUGUUCGAUGUUCUGACACUUCCCAAUCUACGCAUGUUUGAAGUCCGCUAUAUCGAACCAUCGCAAAUACACGCCCUGUUCGAUGUUCUCGAUUCUCUCCCGCAUCCUAAGUCAUCCGGGAUUGAUGUACAGUCGUGGCCUCAUGGGGAUUUGAGGGCAUUGAUCGUACGAUCAAAUUGUCCUCUGAAGGGUCUGGUUUUCAGUGGUGGAGUGACGCCGACGGAUGAGCAGCGAGCGGAGUAUGUUGCCCUGAUUCCUUCCCUCGAAGUAGUUGUAUCCCGUGUGGCAAGAUGA
Suillus subalutaceus is the source of this 1659-nucleotide messenger RNA. RefSeq lists its product as uncharacterized. NCBI's taxonomy places the organism in Eukaryota, Fungi, Basidiomycota, Agaricomycetes, Boletales, Suillaceae. Bases 241 to 1659 code for a protein of 472 amino acids. The transcript is spliced from 4 exons. Gene Ontology annotation, molecular function: protein binding. The record is from RefSeq and is a predicted model, not a curated record.